AGCCCAGAUGGCUCACGUCGGCUACCCAAAAAUCUCAACAGAAAUUUCUCGUCUCUUCCUCUUUCCUCACCAAUGAAUUUCCCCUAUUAUCCCAUCUUCUCUUCUUAGAAACCCUAGAACUUAUUAUUGACAAAAAAAGGGUUUCCACUUUCUUCUUCCCCCUCCCCCCCCUCUCUCACUAGAUUUUAGCUUUGACUUUUCCAGAUUUAAUUUCUAUUUUCCUUUUUCUUUUUCACCAACUCUUGAAUGAAAUAGAUCAAAUACCCGUAAUAGUUUUCCUUUUUAAUUAACAUUUUUUCGAGGUUUUUGUGUGCUUUCGAAGGGAGAUACCAGUUUUUCCUCUCUUUUUUGCAUCGUUAAGUUACUACAGAAAAUUCCCAAAUUUUUGUUUGUUUUAUAUAUUGAAGGCGGAGGCAGUAUUAAAUCAUAGGAAUCUUAUGGAAUUUGAUGACAACCGCCCUGCAGGAGAGGAAGUAUUUGAUGCAUCACAAUAUGCAUUCUUUGGUAAUGAUGUAGUCGAAGAAGUUGAACUGGGUGGGUUGGAAGAUGAAGAGGAUGGUCUUCCUCCGGUUGGGUUUGAUGAUGAAGAGUAUCAAUUAGGCCAAGAAGAGGUUGAAGCUAUUGGAUCUUUGUCAGAGAUUGAUGACCUUAGUAGCAAAUUUUCCAAGUUGAACAAGGAUGAUGGUGGCGCCAUAAAUCCAGGAUUUAUUGGUGACAGGGAAUACAGAGAGAGCUCAUCUGCUGUUGAGUGGGCACAAGAUGCAGAUUUUCAUAAUUGGAUUGGUCGGAAAGCUCUUGAUGGUGAAAGCAAUGACAGCAAAAGAUGGCCAUCGCAGCCGUACUCUUCUGCUGCUCGCUUUUUGGAACCAAAUCCUUUGUACAGAACUUCCUCAUACCCUGAGCAACAACAGCAACAUGAAUAUCAACAGCAAACCCCAAACCACCACUACUCCAGUGAACCAAUACUCAUCCCAAAAUUACCUUUCACUUCAUUUCCUCCUCCUAGUGUGAGGCAUCCACAAGCUUCCCCAAAUAACCAGUCACAGCAUCCGAAUGGUCCAAAUCAACCUGGUGGACAGCAAAUGCCGCUUUCCUCUCCUAACUUACCUCCCUUUUUAAACCCUGCAAAUCACUCAACUGCCUCACAUCAUGGCCCGCAGUAUGGUGGAAAGUUUGCUCAAGGAACACCUCCUGGGCUUGCCCUUCAUACUCAAAUUCCAAGCCAAUGGUUGAAGCAAUCUACUUUGUAUCCUGGAGAGCAAUCAAGCCUGACCAGUAAUAUGAUCCCGCAGCAGUUGCAUCGCCAAAAUGGUUUCGCACCACCACAUGGGGGCCCGCAGCAACCCCAGCAGCCUGGACAACACCAUCCCUUGCAUUCACCCUAUGGUCAUAUGCCGGGGUUGCAAUCCCAACUGUUUAAUCACCAUAUGUCUCCACCCUCGCAGGUGCUGAAUAAUUUUGAUAUGCUUGGGUUGGCUGAUUUAAGAGAUCAAAAGGCAAAACUAAUGCUGAGAGGUAGACAGGGCCUGCACUACUCCCAACAAGGCUUUGACGUUGGUAGCCAGAGAAAUAAUAGUGCAUGGCCAAGAUUUAAAUCCAAGUACAUGACAGCAGAUGAAUUAGAGAAUAUUCUUAGAACGCAGCUGGCUGCUACCCAUAGCAACGAUCCUUAUGUUGAUGAUUAUUAUCACCAAGCUUGUCUGGCAAAGAAGUCCGCUGGUGCAAAGUUGAAGCACCAUUUCUGCCCAAAUAAUUUGAGGGAUGGUAGUGCUCGAACUCACGCUAAUUCUGAGCCACAUCCUUUUCUCCAGGUUGAUGCUCUUGGAAGGGUUGCUUUCUCUUCUAUUCGCAGGCCCCGCCCGCUUCUUGAAGUUGAUCCGCCAAAAUCAUCACCUACUGGAUGCAUUGAACAGAAAAUAUCUGAGAAACCCCUGGAGCAAGAGCCAAUGCUAGCAGCUAGGGUGACUAUUGAGGAUGGUCUCUGUCUUCUUCUUGAUGUUGAUGAUAUUGACCGGUUCCUACAAUUUAAUCAACUUCCAGAUGGAGGAGACCAGUUGAAACGCAGGCGGCAGGUUCUGCUUGAGGGUUUGGCAUCAUCACUUCAAUUAGUUGACCCCCUAGGAAAAAAUGGCCACUCUGUGAAUUUGGCUGCUAAAGAUGAUGUUGUCUUCUUGAGGAUCGUCUCCCUUCCCAAGGGCCGGAAGCUGCUAGUUCGAUACCUGCAGCUUCUUUUCCCUGGAAGUGAACUGACCAGGAUGGUUUGCAUGGCUAUUUUCCGGCAUCUAAGGUUCUUGUUUGGCGGGCUUCCGAGUGACCCUGGGGCAACUGAGACUACUGUGAGCCUUGGAAGGACUGUGUCACUGUGUAUUUGUGAGAUGGAGCUCAAAGCACUUGCUGCCUGUCUUGCAUCAGUGGUUUGUUCAGCAGAGCCUCCUCCGCUCCGUCCUGUUGGAAGCCCUGCUGGAGAUGGGGCAUCUAUUGUUCUAAAAUCUCUUCUUGAGAGGGCAACUGAGAUCUUAAGAGAUCCCCAUGCUGCUGCCCAGUGCAGCAUACCUAAUAGGUCAUUCUGGCAGGCCUCGUUUGAUGCAUUUUUUGGGUUACUCACGAAAUACUGUUUCAACAAAUACGACACCGUAAUGCAAUGUUUCUUCACACAAGCCCCACCAGGUGUGGCUGUUAGUGGAUCUGAUGCAGCCAAAGCCAUUAGUAGGGAGAUGCCUGUUGAACUUUUGCGUGCGAGUCUUCCUCACACUAGUGAACAACAGAAA
This is a messenger RNA of Nicotiana tabacum (common tobacco), 2768 nucleotides long. Its product is annotated as protein PAT1 homolog. Gene Ontology annotation, cellular component: P-body. NCBI's taxonomy places the organism in Eukaryota, Viridiplantae, Streptophyta, Magnoliopsida, Solanales, Solanaceae. The record is from RefSeq and is a predicted model, not a curated record. Gene Ontology annotation, biological process: deadenylation-dependent decapping of nuclear-transcribed mRNA; P-body assembly. Gene Ontology annotation, molecular function: RNA binding.